Molecule: messenger RNA, 1156 nt
Organism: Leptomonas pyrrhocoris
Lineage: Eukaryota; Euglenozoa; Kinetoplastea; Trypanosomatida; Trypanosomatidae
Product: putative cleavage and polyadenylation specificity factor 30 kDa subunit
Exons: 1
Coding region: 116-1156 (346 amino acids)
Molecular function (GO): zinc ion binding; RNA binding
Source: RefSeq, a predicted model, not a curated record
GUGGUGUCGAGUGCGCCAGACCGUGUGGCGACCAUUCAAGGGUUGAAGUACCAAAGAAGAAAAAGAAUCGCACAGCAAGAGAAGUCAAACAUAACUUUUAGAAAAUAACAAGAAGAUGUUUGCGGAUGAUGCGGCGGGGACGCACUUCGACUUCGAAGACACGCUCCCUCCAGAGCUCCCUCACACGGAGAAAAAGUUAGAAAUUUGCCAGGACUUCCAGCGCGGUCGCUGCCGACUAGGUGACGCCUGCCCGCAGCGCCACAUCAUCUCCUCCUACCGCACCGUCCAGACCAAAGUGUGCAAGCACUGGCUGCGCGGCGCCUGCGUGAACGGCGACAACUGUCUCUACCUGCACGAGUACGACUACCGCUACGUCCCGCAGUGCGCCUUCUUUGAGCGCGUUGGCGAGUGCACCAACCCGGAGUGCCCUUUUCUGCACUCGAAGCCGAACGAGACGCAGCCGGAGUGCGCCGCCUACCGCCGCGGGUUUUGCCCUCUCGGGCCGCGCUGCCGCCUGCGUCACGUGCAGCGCGAGACGGCCUGCCCGUACUACCUGGCUGGCUUCUGCCCCUUAGGCCCCCGCUGUCCCCUCGGGCACCCCAUACAGGAGCGCUACGACCGCGAUGCGGUGUCGAAGCGCAUUCUCGCCAAGAUGAUCGUCGAACGCGCCGACGACCCGACGUUUAAUCGGACGGCGACGUGCUACCGGGCUGGCUGCUUCGAUCCUGGUCACCUCGCCCCUGACUGUCCCGGGCCACAACACAGUGUGCUGCACCGGAUGCUAGGGGAGAUCCAAGAGCCGGGCCAGCCGAUUGGCGCGUUAGAUGAAGGCGUGCGUGGCGGCGGCGGCGGUAGCGGCGCGCGUAGGCGCUGCUUUCUGUGCAACCAAGAGGGCCACACGGUGCGAGACUGUCCCAUGAACACGCAGCAGCAGCAGCGCGGGCACGAUGCUCGCCGAGGUCGCGGCGGCGGCGGUGGAGGAGGUAUGGGAGGUGCGGGAGGUGCGGACGGUAUGCGCCGUCGUCCUCGCCGUGAUGGAGAAAUUGGUGGUGGUGGCGGUGGUGGCGGCGGCGGCCUUCAUGGUCGAUUCGCUGCCGGGGGAGACAGGGGUUACGGCGGUGGGGGCAAUCGUCGCCGAAUGACGCGCGAUCACUAA